AUGAGAUCUGCAUUUAUUAUCUUAGCACUUUUGGCUGCUUCUGCCUUCUGCACCCAAAACGUUCCCAUUCCCAACACCUAUGAUGGUUUUGUUAUUGGUGAUCCUAAUGCUCCAGUUACCGUAGAAGCUUUCUACGAUUUACUUUGCCCUGCCUCCGAAGCUGCCAAUGAAUAAAUUAAUUUACUCUUCACUAAUGCUACUUUUGCUUAAUACUUACCCAAGAUUAAAUUCAUUUACCACAUUUUCCCUCUUCCUUAUCAUGACUAUGCUUUCAGUUUUGCCUAGUUAUACAGACAUGUCUUCGAUAACCAUGAUGCUAAAACUACUUUCGAUUUCAUCAACUGGUCAUUCGAUAUCUAAGAAUAAUACUGGAACGGUCCUGUUACUAACUAUACUAGAAAUGCUGUUUUCAACAAACUUGCUCACUAAUUACACGACUUUGUCCCUAAAAUUUCUAUUAAUGAAACUCUUGCAGCUCUUACCAACAGAACUUAUGACCUCGAAGCUCGUUAUUCAUGGAAAUAUGGUGUCUCUAGAGAAGUUGCUGGUACUCCUUACUUCUUCUUGAACGGUGUUUAACUCGAUGGUGCUGAAAGUUUCAGCAGUUCCACUUGGGCUGAAACCUUGUUACCUUACAUAUAAGCUGACUCCAACGGUAAACCCAAAUCCGUCAACUAAUUCAAGGAUUUCUUCAACUCUACCUAAUAUUGA
Molecule: messenger RNA, 711 nt
Organism: Tetrahymena thermophila SB210
Lineage: Eukaryota; Ciliophora; Oligohymenophorea; Hymenostomatida; Tetrahymenidae
Product: thioredoxin protein
Exons: 2
Source: RefSeq, a predicted model, not a curated record